GAAAUCCGGCCAAUUAGCGGCCUGGCUGAGAAUCACGUGUGAGGUGGGAAGUCGGCCCGCGAUUGGCUGGUGUAGCACUGCCUCCGGAGUUCAUUUAUGUUCUGGGAGUGAGUGAUUGACUUUAUCAGUCCAAGGACAUCAUCCGCCUGGAAAAGGGGGGAAGUUUGAUCCUCGUUCUCACGGAGCGCGCUCAACGGGAGUUUUGCAAAUUCCUCCCAACUCUCGAGAAGGAUUCUUCCCCGUUUUCGGGGUGCUCAUUUUUUUGGGGGGGGGUCGAUUUUUUUUCUGUACGGUGCGGCAAAUCUCGGCGCAGCGCUUGCAGCUUGCGCAAUCCGCUAAACUGGAUUUUAAAUUUAUUUCCUCUUAAGUUUUUUUUUUUUUGCCCCCUCACCCCUCCCACGUACAUGACUAUGCUUCUCGAUAGCGGUCCGCAGUUCGCGUCGCUAGGAGUGGGCGGCUUCGGAGCACCAAGGCACCACGACAUCGGCAACAGGGACGCGAGCCUGGGACUCAACCCGUUCAGCGAGUCCUCGCAUACGGCGGCGUUCAAAAUCAGCCCCGUGGGCCACGACAUCACCUCUGGUCAGACUUCAGCCUUCACUCCGCAAGCCGGCGGCUAUGCGGCGGCCCUGGGACACGCGCACGGCGGCCAGGUGGGCUCGUACGGCGGGGGGCCGUUCAACUCCACGCGGGACUUUCUCUUUCGGAACCGCAGCGUCGGGGAGUCGGCCGCGCCGAGCGCGCAGCACGGGCUGUUCGCAGCCUCCGCCGGGAGCCUCCACGGGCCGCCGGGGAUCGCGGAUAACCCGGGACAUCUGCUCUUCCCCGGACUCCACGAGCAGGGGGUGAGCCACUCGUCGCCGAGCGGUCACGUGGUCAACAGCCAGAUGCAUCUAGGCCUGCGCGGAGAUAUCUUCGGGCGAGCCGACCCGUACCGGCCGGUGGCCAGUCCGCGCGCAGACCCGUACGGCGCGGCGGCCGCGCAGCUGCACAACUACAACCACCCCAUCAACAUGAACAUGGGCAUGAAUGUACCCAGCCACCACGGGCCGGGGGCCUUCUUUCGCUACAUGCGGCAGCCUAUCAAGCAAGAACUGUCGUGCAAGUGGAUAGACGAGCACCAGAUGAACAGACCCAAAAAGACGUGCGACAGGACGUUUAGCACCAUGCACGAAAUGGUCACGCACGUUUCCAUGGAGCACGUCGGCGGGCCCGAGCAGAGCAACCACAUCUGCUUCUGGGAGGACUGCCCCCGGGAGGGAAAGUCUUUUAAGGCCAAGUACAAACUCGUCAACCACAUCCGAGUGCACACGGGCGAGAAGCCCUUCCCGUGCCCUUUCCCGGGCUGUGGGAAAAUAUUCGCCCGCUCGGAGAACUUGAAAAUCCACAAAAGAACGCACACGGGUGAGAAGCCGUUCAAGUGCGAAUUCGACGGCUGUGACCGCCGUUUCGCCAACAGCAGCGACCGGAAGAAGCACAUGCACGUGCACACGUCGGACAAGCCGUACAUCUGCAAAGUGUGCGACAAGUCCUACACGCACCCCAGCUCUCUCAGGAAACACAUGAAGGUUCACGAGUCCCAAGGGUCCGAGUCGUCCCCGGCAGCAAGUUCCGGAUAUGAGUCGUCCACACCCCCGGUUCUGGGCUCGGCCUCCAGCGAAGACCCGACAAAAACGCCCCCGUCAACCGUGCAAAACACAAACGGACACAGCGAAGGGUUGGCGCCGAACUUUAACGAAUGGUACGUUUGAAGGGGGAGAACAAGGAAGUGGCUGAACUUCGACGAGCGAGGAUGUGGAAUUUAAAACAACUAAGACUUUUCCUGACCACACACACGCACAGACACACGCACACACACACAAGCAUCCGCGAAGAAAACGGGACAAGCAGGAGCAAGCAAAUGGGCCAAGUCCGAGCUCAGGAUUACUCAAGUUGGACAUUUUUAUUCAGCGGUUUGGAGAGAUUCAAAUGAAAAUAAAUGGGAAAAGAGAAGACGUUCUCAGAUUACGUCAUGUUGUUGUUGUUGUUUUUUGUUUGUUUCCCUUUUUAGUUUAAAAAAAGGUUUCAGGAAAUGAUUUAUUUUUCAUUUUAUGUAUUUUCUCAAAAUUUUAUUUAAAAAUGAAAAGAAUAAAAAAGGGAGAAUUAUUUCACUCUGUUUUAUAUUAUUAAAAAAAAUAAGGGUGGCAGGCAGCAACUGUUGUGUCGCCCCUUCAAAUGAUUGUUGGAACUUCAGUCUUAAGAAAACGUGCCAAAGUCCUUUUUUGUCAUGAACUUGAACACAGUUAAAAAGGUAACAAAAGACAAAAAAAAAUCAUAAAUAAAUAUUAUACUCGUGAAUGUAUUUCCUUGUUUGAUGGGGUCGAAUCUGUUGUCAUCGUCCGUUUUUUGGGUGGAGAAAAACAAUGUGGUAUUAGGUUACGAUUGUUGCCGUUGAAUAUAAUAACGUUGCCUUUUGUUAAUAUGCCGUUGUAAAUACAUAUCCAUGAUGCCAUAUUUAUCAAUUUGUAAUUUAAUUAUGGGUAUACGUUCCGGGGUAGAAAAAUGAUAUUUAUGGAAAUGUUUUGUUUUUUCUAACAACUGUACAGUUUGGGCUCAGCUUCACUACAAUAACAAAAAGCUCCAACAUGGUGAUUGUAUCCUUUUGUCUUUUCCUUUCUUUUAUUUUGAAUUUUUUAACCAGUAGGCCUACACGUGUCUUAUUUGCAUCGAAUAAUAAAUAGUCUAUAUGGAUGGAUAUUAUGGAUUUGUCUAUAUAUGAUGCAAGAUAUUCCCCAUCACUUCUAUAUUUUCUUUAUGAGACCAUUGACAUGUACAUGUGACCUUGGAGGAGGGAGUUAAACUGGGAAGCUAUAAAACGCGUGUGUGGAUAUCUUUAUUUGGGAGGGGGGCGGGGAGGGGGGGUUGCCAAUUUUGAACUUUGCUUUUGUAUCUUUUACUUUUAUAGAAUCAGACAUAGACGUCAAAUCUGUAGCAUUAAAAAACGCCUAUUGCACUCUUUGUAUUACAGACGAGUGUAUGCCGAUUUCCAAAUCAAGGUGACAGAAUUUCUAAAUCGGGAUUCCCGACCCAAAUAAACUCGUCCAAUCAUGGUUUAUUCCUCCUUUCACGAAUAGUUCCAGCAGUGUCUUUGUGCAAGUACGUUGUUAAAUGUGUGCAUCGGCAACAUUGGAACUGUCACAAGAAAAAAUAAUAAUAAAACAAAAAAAAAACGUUUUUUUUUGUCUGUCAGCCUGAAUUGUUUUAAACGUAAAUUUUCCGUGGAUAACUAAGCGUAUUGUCUGUUGUUGUGUUUGCAUAUAGAGCAGUUUGAUGAUGCCCGUUUAAAAAAAUGUGUGAGUAACUUGUCAAAAUGGCAUUUUUUUGUGUUGAAAAAAAAUCUAGUGAAAGGAAUUUUAGAUCUAUGUGGGACUUUUUUUUGAGGGGUUUCAAAAAGAGUUACAGCAUUGCAUUGUAACCUAUUCUCAAGAAUUAAAUAUGCAGACACAAAGUAUAUUGUGAGAACAAUUUCAGACCACCAGCACUAACUUUGAAAAUAAAAUGUACAAAAAAAACGGUACCUCGUGACAGUGAUAUAUGAAAUACGUUUAUUUAAUUAAAUAAUUUAAGGAGAAUAUGUUUUAUAUGCUAUUUUCUAUACCUUAAUUUCAAACGCUAACUAGUUUUUCUUACGCCCGCCCUUCAUCCACAUAGCAAAAAAAGUACAAAUAGCGUCUGUAUGAAACAAAUAAACAAAAAAAAAAUACCCAGCGAGAAUGUGAUGUUGUAACACUUUCUUGAAGAUAUGGGUCACAUUCCGACGAGGAGGAGAAAAAAAAUGUUUUCGUCAAAUGUGUCACUGUGCCACACUGAGGCAAAGCAAAUGUUUUAAGAGCAGGCCCACGCCAAUGCCUUAGCCUGUAUUAAUACAAAAAUCGCUCCCUUGUUUUUAAAGGCCACUGUGUAUUGUUUUCUUGUAAGACAUCAAAUGUGAUUUUUUUGGGGACUGGAAUUAAAAGAAAACCUUCUGCAAA
Messenger RNA from Hippocampus zosterae (dwarf seahorse), 4010 nucleotides. RefSeq names its product zic family member 3 heterotaxy 1 (odd-paired homolog, Drosophila) (gene zic3). Gene Ontology annotation, molecular function: RNA polymerase II cis-regulatory region sequence-specific DNA binding; DNA-binding transcription factor activity, RNA polymerase II-specific. The record is from RefSeq and is a predicted model, not a curated record. The coding region runs from base 405 to 1751 and encodes 448 amino acids. The transcript has 3 exons. Lineage: Eukaryota; Metazoa; Chordata; Actinopteri; Syngnathiformes; Syngnathidae. Gene Ontology annotation, cellular component: nucleus. Gene Ontology annotation, biological process: central nervous system development; regulation of transcription by RNA polymerase II.